AUGUCAGAUACACCUUCUUUUGCAACACCUCAAGAAGAGGUAAUGUAUUGGAAGAAAUGCUUAGAAGAUAAACAACAAGAAGUAGAUGACUUGGAGCAAAACUUUAAUGAAUAUCAAGAGUUUUCAAAGCAAUUGGAAGAAGAAAUGGAGACUGAACUAAGAGCUUGUGAAAAGAAACAUACAGAUUUGGUAUCUCAACAUGCACGACUAAAAAACGAUUAUGAAAAUAUACAAGAUAAAUUGAAUGGUGUUAGUAGGGAGUCUUCUAGUUUAAUAGCAAGUUUACAAGACGAAGUAGAUAAACUUAAACAUUUCAAACAAUCACUUUUGGGUGAUAAAAGAAAACUAGAACAAGAAAAUGAUACAUUAGAGAGACGUGAACGUGCUUCAUCAGCUUCUGUUCAAGACUUGUCUGAGAAAUUGGAUCGUGUCAUGGAGGAAAACGUUUGGAUGCAAAGCGAGCUAGAAGAAUCAAAACAAAAUGCAGAUGAAACUAUUCAAAGACUAAGAGAAGAAAUGAGAGAAUUAAAACAAGAUAUAUCGGUCAAAGAUAACAAAAAAAUAUUAAUCAAACCAAUACCAACAGAGGUUAGUAAAUUAGAUAAUACAAUAAUAACAAUAAUCGAUCAACAACCGAAUAAUAAUAAUAAUAAUAAUAUGAUAUUCAUAUUUCUAACUAUCCUUUUUCAUCCAUUUAUAAAAUUCUAUCAAUUCUUUCGAUCAUCAUCUAAAUUCACUUGGAAUCCAUUCAAAACUAUUUAA
Molecule: messenger RNA, 762 nt
Organism: Cavenderia fasciculata
Lineage: Eukaryota; Evosea; Eumycetozoa; Acytosteliales; Cavenderiaceae
Gene: nudE
Product: Lis-interacting protein
Exons: 2
Coding region: 1-762 (253 amino acids)
Biological process (GO): establishment of mitotic spindle orientation; microtubule nucleation; centrosome localization
Cellular component (GO): kinesin complex; centrosome; kinetochore
Molecular function (GO): microtubule binding
Source: RefSeq, a predicted model, not a curated record